GAACUGUUCUCUACAUUUCCUCUCGAUCGUUCUUAAUUGUUCCGGUUCCGCGUUGUGAAGCAAAGUCUCCACCGUCAUGGGGGGCGGAGACCUGAAUCUGAAGAAGAGCUGGCAUCCACAGACCCUCCGCAAUGUGGAGAAAGUGUGGAAGGCCGAGCAGAAGCAUGAGGCUGAAAGAAAGAAGAUUGAGGAGCUUCAGCGGGAGCUGCGAGAAGAGAGGGCCCGGGAAGAGAUGCAGCGCUAUGCAGAGGAUGUUGGGGCUGUCAAGAAAAAAGAAGAAAAGCUGGACUGGAUGUACCAGGGCCCUGGUGGAAUGGUGAACCGUGAUGAAUACUUGCUGGGGCGCCCCAUUGACAAAUAUGUUUUUGAGAAGAUGGAGGAGAAGGAGACAGGCUGUUCUUCUGAGACUGGACUUCUUCCAGGUUCUAUCUUUGCUCCAUCGGGUGCCAAUUCCCUUCUUGACAUGGCCAGCAAAAUCCGGGAAGACCCACUCUUCAUCAUCAGGAAGAAGGAGGAAGAGAAAAAAAGAGAAGUAUUGAAUAAUCCUGUGAAAAUGAAGAAAAUCAAAGAAUUGUUGCAAAUGAGUCUGGAAAAAAAGGAGAAGAAAAAAAAGAAGGAGAAGAAAAAGAAGCACAGGAAACACAAGCAUCGGAGCUCGAGCAGUGAGCGUUCCAGCAGUGAGGGUCAGCGUGGCCGGGGGAGAUCUCAAAAGAAGAUGGCCAGUUCCUCCCCUGUUUUGUCCAAAGCUGCUGGAUAUGGCUUACAGGUUAGGGACUCCAACCACAGCCAGAGACUGCAGGGUCUUCUGAUGGCUGAGCCAAAGGGAGUGCAUGGGUUGAAGAACCAUUCUAGGUCCAGAAGCUCCUCCCACUCGCCCCCCAGACAUACUAGCAAGAAGAGCCCCAGGGAAGCAGGGUCCCGGGACAGGAAGUCUCGGUCCCCAAGGCCCAGCAAACCGCACAGCUCUAAGGGAAACAGGAGAGAGAGGGGCCGAACUAAGAGCCCAUCACCUAAAAAAGAGGUCUACCAGAGGCGGCAUGCUCCUGGAUACACGAGAAAACUCUCAGCAGAGGAACUAGAGCGAAAACGGCAAGAGAUGAUGGAAAAUGCCAAGUGGCGGGAGGAAGAGAGGCUGAACAUCCUCAAGAAGCACCUGAAGGAUGAAGAGCGGGAGCAGAGGCUGGAGAAGCUGGACUCCCGGGACGGAAGGUUUAUCCACCGUAUGAAGUUAGAGAGUGCAUCUACUUCUUCCCUGGAGGAUCGGGUGAAGCGGAAUAUCUACUCUCUACAGAGAACCUCUGUAGCUCUGGAGAAGAACUUUAUGAAAAGAUGA
Orycteropus afer afer is the source of this 1333-nucleotide messenger RNA. It is a transcript of the gene CWC25, whose product is annotated as CWC25 spliceosome associated protein homolog. The record is from RefSeq and is a predicted model, not a curated record. Gene Ontology annotation, biological process: mRNA splicing, via spliceosome. Gene Ontology annotation, cellular component: U2-type spliceosomal complex. Lineage: Eukaryota; Metazoa; Chordata; Mammalia; Tubulidentata; Orycteropodidae.